UCGCUGCUCUAAUUCGCCUUUUGCAGUAGAUAAACAGCAUCAAAGUUCCAGACAGGACUUUCAAAAAGCUGUUAAGCAGCUUCGUGUCAUGGAUUUGCAAGAAAAUUUGCCUUAGCGUUUUGUUGUCAAGUAAGACUACAUAACCUCAAAAAAAAAGGCGCGCUAUCACACUUGUCAGGCAUGGAUUGUGUGAAUGUGUUGGUGUGUUGGGUUGAUGUGAGCUUUCUUCUGAUAUUCAUUCUAUUUGCCCUGAUGUCUCGAUGUAACAUCAAAUAGCUAUAAAAAUAAAUUCACCCAUCCGAAAUCAUCACAACAUUGCAACCACAUAGACAAACUGCAGAUAUUCGUUGAGUCUCAGAAAUUCCUGGAACAAAACCAACAAUGUAUUUCCAAACGACAACCCGUACCAUUCAGGCAGAACACACAGGGCAGAAAGGCAGCAGAAAAUCUACGGCAUACGUAUCUAUUUCCAUCAUCAUAAAUAUAGUCUGGAAAAUGCCUUUUAACAUCGUUGAAACUGUAGAUGGUAGAGGCCACAAGGAGCUGUUGGCCGUCCCUGAAACAUGGAUUCAAGGAACAAGCAAAGGGAUAAAUUACCUUAUGUGGCCAAACGUCCGGCGAGCCGAUAGUUUAAACGCGCUUUUACUAGAUGAUUCAAGCAUGCCUUCUAAUUCAUGGGAGAGAAUAAUGUGCAAGAUAAAACGUACAGGACUGGAAACAAUCGCACAAGCUAAUCGCAUUAUACAGGAUAUGUGUUUGGUUUCAUCAACGGAUUGUAGUGUUGUGCACGAAGAAAAGUUAUGCAAACCUAGAAAGACGAAGCAACAUGCUUUCAAACCAGACAACAGAUUUCAACAAAUGUUAGUUGAGGAACAGCCAAAAGAAGAGAGUAACGAGGCCAUAGAAUGCUUGAAUGAAGACAAUUCAAUAGAAUUUGAGGAAGAGGAAUAUUUGGAAAAGGAUGAAACUAGCAGUGAAGUUGACCAACUUAAACUACACGAUUCGGAACCUGCAAAUCUCAGUACGAAUGAUCGCUUGGAUAGAUUAGAAAAUACUUUGUUUAUUGUAUUAUCAAAAUUAAAUAUUCUUGCAGACAAAACAGUGAUUACCACACCUGAACUUUCUCCUAGUAUUGACGAACGAUUGGAAAAAUUAGAAAGAGCAAUGUCUACAGUUUUGGCGAAAUUGGAUAUUCUUCUAGAUAAAACAGUUAUUCCGGUAUCCAUGCGUCGCAAGAGAAAUGACAUAGGAUUUCAAGUGGUCAGUAGCAUAGAAGAGCUGUCAAUUUUAGAAUCAAACUUGGCCCAACCAGAUUAUUUCAAUGAAGUUUCGUCAUGGUUAGAACAUAACAUAUGGGAAAUCACCCCCGAAAAUAGGAUGAUAGAAAUUUUGGAUCUAAUUUUUUCAAAAAAAUUUUUGACCCUCUGUAGUUGGACCGGCAUAGGUAAGGGAAAAGAAAAAGUUCCUAUGAUGACACAUAAAAAUAUUCUUGAAUUAUUUAGACUUCAUGGCAGCACAGAAGAGGCUGUGGUCACCGAUAAAGUUUUGGCUCGUUUUUUUAUGAAAAAGCUCAAAAAUGCAACAAAACGAGCUUAUUCGAAGGGAUUGCGAAAAAGUACACAGCACAAGUUCGAAUCUGUUUGAAUUCAUUGUUUUGUUGUAUAACAAUAAACUAUGUGAAUUUAUUAUUUCAAUGUAUGAAUUAAAGGAAUAAAAACAUAAAGAUCGGGUGUCCUGGUUUGUA
Messenger RNA from Anopheles merus, 1744 nucleotides. RefSeq lists its product as uncharacterized. The transcript has 3 exons. NCBI's taxonomy places the organism in Eukaryota, Metazoa, Arthropoda, Insecta, Diptera, Culicidae. The coding region runs from base 382 to 1644 and encodes 420 amino acids. The record is from RefSeq and is a predicted model, not a curated record.